Molecule: messenger RNA, 1713 nt
Organism: Fimicolochytrium jonesii
Lineage: Eukaryota; Fungi; Chytridiomycota; Chytridiomycetes; Spizellomycetales; Powellomycetaceae
Product: phosphoglycerate kinase
Exons: 2
Coding region: 331-1587 (418 amino acids)
Biological process (GO): gluconeogenesis; glycolytic process
Cellular component (GO): cytosol
Molecular function (GO): phosphoglycerate kinase activity; ADP binding; ATP binding
Source: RefSeq, a predicted model, not a curated record
UUCUCUCGCCAUUGCAUUCAUCGACGCACGAUUAAUACGGACGGCGGGUUGCUGCUAUGGUUGCUGACGGCCUCCGACAACUGGUGCCUGUUGCCGUGCACAUGUGGUUGGGGGCAAGCUUAAGGAAACCAGAAAAUAACUGGUUAGAAACGGUCUGAACAACCCGCCCCGGCUUCACCCGUUGUUUCCCAUCGAUGCCCGUCAUGUUGCCUUCCACUUCGCACCUUCCAUCGUUAUCAUCUGACCAAACCCAACAUCUCCUGGUCUAGCCAUCUCAUACGCAUUAUCACUCAACCGCACCGCACUACUCAUCCCAACAAAUACGCAACCAUGUCUCUUAGCAACAAGCUCGGCAUCCAGGACGUUGAUAUCAAGGACAAACGUGUCCUUAUUCGCGUUGACUUCAACGUGCCUUUCGCAGACGGCAAAAUCUCCAACAACCAGCGUAUCGUCGCCGCAAUCCCCACGAUCAAGUAUGCUUUGGAGAAGGGUGCUAAGAGCGUCGUCCUCAUGAGCCAUCUUGGGCGCCCCGACGGCAAGGUCGUUCCAAAGUACUCUCUGAAGCCAGUUGCUGCCGAAGUUGAAAAGCAGCUGGGCACAAAAGUUACCUUCCUGGACGAUUGCGUCGGCGAAAAGGUCGAGCAGCACUGCGCAAAGGCCUCGAACGGAGAAGUCAUCCUAUUGGAGAACUUGCGGUUCCACAUUGAGGAGGAGGGAUCCGUCAAGGACAAGGAGGGCAAUAAGAUAAAGGCACCUAAGGAGGAUGUCGACAAGUUCCGCGCAUCGCUCUCCAAGCUGGGAGACGUGUAUGUCAACGAUGCCUUCGGUACCGCCCACCGCGCACACAGCUCCAUGGUCGGCGUAAACCUUCCCAUCAAGGCCGCGGGUUUCCUCAUGAAGAAGGAGCUCGACUUCUUCGCCAAGGCCUUGGAGUCCCCUGAGAGCCCCUUCGUCGCCAUCCUCGGUGGAGCCAAGGUGUCUGACAAGAUCCAGCUCAUUGACAACCUGCUGGACAAGGUCAACGCGUGCAUCAUCUGCGGAGGAAUGGCCUUCACCUUCCUCAAGACACUGGAAGGUGUUGAGAUUGGAAACUCCCUGUUCGACGAGGAGGGUUCCAAGAUCGUACAGAAGCUUGUUGACAAAGCAAAGGCCAAGAAUGUAAAGUUCUACCUCCCCGUCGACUUUGUCAUCGCCGACAAGUUCGACGCCAACGCCAACGUCGGUUAUGCCACCAAGCAAGAAGGCAUUCCAAAGGGAUGGCUCGGUCUCGACUCGGGAAAGAAGACCAACGAGGAAUCCAAGCAAGCCCUCGCGGAUGCCAAGACCAUCCUCUGGAACGGUCCCGCCGGAGUGUUCGAGUUUGAGAAGUUUGCGGAAGGCACAAACAGUCUACUGGAAGCGUGCGCUGCCGCUACCAAGCGAGGUGCCACGACGAUCGUUGGUGGAGGUGACACCGCCACCGCCGUCGCCAAGGCCAACAGGGAAGCCGACUUUUCCCACGUGAGCACUGGCGGAGGUGCCAGUCUUGAGUUGCUCGAAGGCAAGGAGCUCCCUGGUGUCGUUGCUCUCUCUUCCAAGUCCAAGUAGCAGGUGGUAGCUCCGAAAUUGUAGUCUAGCAACACCACAUUUCGUAUCAUUAGGCUCCUGGCAGUAUAAUGUUCAGCUGAUGCAUUCACACCGAUUUCAUUCGCCAGAAAUUUCCAUCUCUGAAUA